CAUGUACAAAGUUGAACAUCAAGGAAAGCAUGUUUGUAACAAAGUAAAACAUUCAUGUGGUAAACCGUGUGAUCUUGUUGAUAAGGGUAAUUGCCUGUUGGCAUGUUCCUUACAGAAAAGUGAUUAUCACUGUCCUAAUAAAUGUAUUAUACCGCAUGAUGAAUCGCAUAACUUACAUUGUUGUGAAAAUGAACUUUGUUCAAUCCAAUGUCCAAUUCCGAAUUGCCGAAAAAAAUGCCAAAGCAAUGAUCAUUUUCACUGGGAUUUGCAAGUGUAUCAUUUUUGUGGGAAUGAACAUCAGUGUCGAGAAUUAUGUGAAGAAUCUGGCAUAUGUAAAAUAACGACCGAACCCAUGGAAGGAUCUCGUGUGACAUUUACAAAGUAUAUUCAAUCAGAGGGUGGUUUUCAUUUUUGUGAUGCAAAGUGCCGGUUCUGUGAAUAUUUUUGGCACAUUCAAUUUCAUGAUACAAGGCAUGGAAAUAUGUCACAAAUUGCACAAAUUGAGUUAAUUAGAGAAGAUAAUGAACCUGAAUACGCAGGGUAUGAUAUACAUAAACAAUCAAAUGAAGAAAAUUCUGAUCAAGGAAAUGAUAGACGGCUUGUUAAUGAAAUAAGGAUUUCAUUUCUCAUGAGUUAUUCUGGGAACGAACAGGGUUUAAAG
This is a messenger RNA of Funneliformis geosporum, 661 nucleotides long. Lineage: Eukaryota; Fungi; Glomeromycota; Glomeromycetes; Glomerales; Glomeraceae. The record is from the annotation of a GenBank genome assembly.